Messenger RNA from Pseudo-nitzschia multistriata, 796 nucleotides. Lineage: Eukaryota; Bacillariophyta; Bacillariophyceae; Bacillariales; Bacillariaceae. The record is from the annotation of a GenBank genome assembly.
ACUGUGACAAAAAAAUCGUAAUUGAUUUUCAAAACCAAUUUUUGAAUUUUUGAAAAAAUUAAAAUAAAAUUGGUAUUUGCAGCAUGACACCUGAGCGACAAACCAUGGCACACAAUCCAAUCUUCCGAAAGAAGUAUGAUGGAAAGCGACAAAAACUCAUCGAAUACUUCUUUAGCAAGGCUUUGUUCCGGGAUCCCCGAUCUCGUCUUUCCAGUGGUCGGUGGAUGCGUCGCUUUUGGAACCACGCUCGCAGUGUCAACUGCUGCACAAAGAUUCAUUGGGAUAUCUACCGGAACUAAGUUUGUGCCAUCAUUUUUGGGAUUUGCCACCGUUUGUGGAGCAUCAUUGGUUAGUGAGCAAGCUGCCAUUCUAUCAUAUGAACUUAAGAGAGAUCCCAGGAAAAGAAGCUUCGAAUAUGUACAGAAGAAAAUCAGACAUCAAUUUUUGGAAACUUCUAGGAAUGUGAUGGGAUCGUCAUCGCUCUUGAGAGGAGAAAAAGGCCAUCAGUUCAAACUACCGAUGCACGAGAUUCGAGUGUAAGAACGUUGUCAAUGCUGAUAAGAGCGCAAAAGUAGUUGAUUCAUAUUGUCUUUCUAAUUGACCAUUGUUUUUUCAUAUUUCUCUCAGUUGUCUGCUUGGUCUACUUGCCUUCAAGUCUCUGGGUGGUCGCUUUUGGGGAAUCGCACCUUCUUCUUAUACCCACCUUGGAUCAUUCACACGGUGGUCGAUUCCAUGCACUGAAAAUUAUGCCAACACCAAAGAGCGGGUCAUGAUUGAACAAAUGGGUAGAAAAUGG